CUAAACCCAGUUAGUUCGAGACGCACCCGCUGACAUUACCACGAACAUGGUGCAAAUCACAGGCAAAUACGAACCAGUAGAAAAUAUAAACGUCUACGAGUUCCUCGUUAAGAUGGGCGUUCCGGAAGACGAAGCAAAGGCGAAAACUGAGAAGAAAAGUCCCUUUGAAAUCGUGCUCGAUGGAAAUAAACUUCGUUUUACAAGCGGCUUAGCCAUUAAGCCUGCAGAGUUUGUUCUUGGCGAGGAAGGAGAAGAAAUACUGCCACCGGACAUUGUUGUUAAGAGUAUAGCGACUCUGGAUGGUAACGUCAUCACCGUCAAGUCAUCAAAACCAGAAGUGGACUUAACUGGUUCCAGAACCCUAACAUUCACCGAUUCUGGAUUGGAAAUGAAAAUAGUCAUCAAUAAAGAAGGAGUGCCAGUAGCUAUCCGCAAAUACAAGAGACUUUAGAAAGUACAUAAUACAUGAGGGAGACCACAUGCAAGACUGUCGUAAUAUUUGUUAAUUUAAAUGAUGUACAAUGAAAUUUUAUGAAAUUAAUAUAUUCUUAUUGAAUU
Molecule: messenger RNA, 558 nt
Organism: Anoplophora glabripennis (Asian longhorned beetle)
Lineage: Eukaryota; Metazoa; Arthropoda; Insecta; Coleoptera; Cerambycidae
Product: fatty acid-binding protein, liver-like
Exons: 4
Coding region: 47-451 (134 amino acids)
Source: RefSeq, a predicted model, not a curated record